AUGAAUAUUAUCGUCUGGAACGUCCGGGGGCUUACGGAUGAAUCUAGACGUGUCUUAAAGGAGCACUCCCACUCCUUUAAUCCCAUUAUCAUUGGUAUUGUGGAACCCAAAGUGGAUUUCAGUAAAGUUCCUGCUAAUUUUUGGCAUUCCAUCAAUAUGGUUGCUCGGCAUCAAAAUUUUCGCCAUCAGAUGUGUUCGAAUAUUUGGCUCUUGGCUCAUCCCUCGGUCGUCACGACUGUGAUUUGGUCUUCGGAUCAGACUGUCAUUGCUGAUUGUGUUUGGAAUUCUCUUCAUUUUCGUAUUGCGAUUGUUCAUGGCUCUAAUUGUCCUACGGAACGUAGAAAGCUGUGGCUUGAUCUUCUUCACCACACGAAUGGCUCCACAGUGUUUAUGGGUGAUUUUAACGCGGUAAAAGGUGCGCAUGAACGUAUCAGUACUGUUAGUCCUAAUCGCCAAUCGUGUAAGGAUUUCUGCGAGUUCAUUGACGCCACUCAGUUUAUCGAAUCACCCACUUUGGGACUUAAGUUCACCUGGUCUGGGCGCCGAUUCCUACCUCGACAUGUUGAGUCUUUGUUGGACCGCGUGCUGGUUUCGGACUCUUUUGCUCAGAGUUGGAGGGCGAUUAAUACUCAUAUCUUGCCGAGGAUCACGUCGGAUCAUUCGCCGCUGGUCUUUCAAUGCUCUGGCUCGGAUAUCAGACGAAGGAAUUCUUUUCGUUUCCUGACUAUGUGGACCUCUCAUGCUAAUUUCUUGGAAGUGGUGGAACAUUCUUGGACUCAACUGGUAGAGACGAAUUGUCCAAUUUUUCGAGUAAUGGCUAAGCUCCGGAGGUUACGUGGGGUGCUUAAGUCUUGGAAUAAGGAGGUUUUUGGCAAUGUUGAUGUUUCUAUACGUGAGUUGGGCGAGAAGUUAGCUGAUGUCCAGGAGCGGAUCUCAGCUUCGGGUUACAUGGAUGAUUUAUUUAAUGAGGAGAUCGCGGUUCAGGCAAGUUUGAACGUAACUCUUUCUCGCAAAAAUGAUCUCUUGAGACAAAAAAGCAAAGUCACGUGGCUGCAUGACGGAGAUCGUAACUCGUCUUUCUUUCAUAACAUGAUCAAGUUCAGAAAGCAACAUCUUAAUAUUGGGCACCUGAAGAUUGAUGGAGUUGUUACUACUGAUGCUCGGCAAAUUGAGCGGCAUAUUAUUGAUUAUUUCUCUAUUUUGUUCAAAGAGACGGAUAAUCGUAGGGUUGAAACGGUGGAGCUGGAGGCGGUUAUUGAUCACUCAAUUUCGGAUACUCAGAAUGAGAUGCUUAUUCGACUCCCUGAUGAGGUGGAGAUUUCGGCUGCGGUGCAUAGUAUGGAGUCUUCUAGUGCUCCUGGACCGGAUGGAUUCUCGGGAGCCUUCUUUCAAUCUAGCUGGAAGAUUGUGAAGGGUGACGUUGUUCAUGCUGUUCGCACUUUUUUUCCGGAAGUCCUAUUUGCCGAAUGGAUGUAA
Salvia miltiorrhiza (redroot sage) is the source of this 1476-nucleotide messenger RNA. RefSeq lists its product as uncharacterized. The record is from RefSeq and is a predicted model, not a curated record. Gene Ontology annotation, molecular function: catalytic activity. The coding region runs from base 1 to 1476 and encodes 491 amino acids. NCBI's taxonomy places the organism in Eukaryota, Viridiplantae, Streptophyta, Magnoliopsida, Lamiales, Lamiaceae. The transcript has a single exon.